AUAUCGACGUUUUGUCAUCACUCAGUUUCAUUUUGCGUCGUUUAUUUGCUGCUGCACAGUUUUCGUGUUUUUGUUUUCCUCGUUGUUUUCAGUCCUCGAUAGAUGAUCCGCUGCACAUAUUUCCAAUUUAGUUAAGCUAAAAAGCUGGCAAAUCGAAAAGUCAUAUUGUUUUGCUGCCAUAAACUGCGAAAACCCCCGCACCCAGAACACUCAAUUCUCAAGGAUAUUUGACGAGGGUCUAGGACAACAGCAACAACAACAACGAAGAGUCACAGAUACAGACACAGAUACAUUAUAGAGUAACAGAUAAAGAUACAGCAAAAUGUCUGUCGCUGGAUUGAGACAGAGCCUUCUGCUCUGGAGUGUUGACUACUGGAAUUUGGAAGCAGUCAUGGCGGACAAUGUGUUCAAGUCGCACGAUAUCGGAUUACGCGCUCAAAAGAAAAUACUCUCACGCAUGGCAACGAAAAACAUAGCGAAAACCUUUAUUGACGGCACAACGGCUUCGCUGCUGGAUAAUUUGUACAAGCUCUGUAAGAUGCAUACUGGCAACAAGGCGCGCGCUGAGAAACUCAUCAAAAACAUCAUCAAAAUUGUCAUUAAAAUCGGAGUGCUGCACCGCAAUAAUCAGUUUAGUCCCGAGGAAUUGCAAAAUGCGGAAAUCUUUAAGCGCAAGUUUCAGAACACGCAAUUGUCCAUCAUAUCAUUCUAUGAAGUGGACUUUACCUUUGAUUUGGCAUAUCUGCAGAAGUCCAUACAGGACUCGCAUGUGGCGCUCAGGUCCAUUGUGCAGCCACAUUUAACGGAUAAAUCGCUGGGCCGCAUCGAUGAGGUGUUUGAUUUCUUUGGCGACGCUGUGCUGUUGGAAACGGCCUUUAAACCAGAUUCACCAUAUCGUGAGGUUAUGGGCAAGAUUGUGGCGGAUAUUAACUCGGCCAUGGAAACGGGCGACAUAUGAGCAAAGAAAAUUGCACGCAGUACAAGCUAAUGGAAUGAUGAGGGGCUAUUAUCAAACCAAAAACAAACAGGAUAUCCUACACACAACAUGAGAUACUAACAUCUAGUUGAGAGCAACAAAUGCUUUGCCUACCAAAUGGUGUGGAAAACAACAAAAGAACAACAACACUCUUUAGACAACAAUGAUUAUUUUUAAUUGAAUUGGUGAUAUCACUCUAUAUUAACAUUUAUUAAGUAGGAGUCGAGAAAACACA
This is a messenger RNA of Drosophila albomicans, 1211 nucleotides long. RefSeq names its product tumor necrosis factor alpha-induced protein 8-like protein (gene sigmar). The record is from RefSeq and is a predicted model, not a curated record. Gene Ontology annotation, cellular component: cytoplasm. Lineage: Eukaryota; Metazoa; Arthropoda; Insecta; Diptera; Drosophilidae. The coding region runs from base 323 to 958 and encodes 211 amino acids. The transcript has 4 exons. Gene Ontology annotation, biological process: regulation of apoptotic process.